Molecule: messenger RNA, 1218 nt
Organism: Arachis stenosperma
Lineage: Eukaryota; Viridiplantae; Streptophyta; Magnoliopsida; Fabales; Fabaceae
Exons: 3
Coding region: 133-780 (215 amino acids)
Source: RefSeq, a predicted model, not a curated record
GACUCAGCUGGUCGCUAUCGCCUAUCGGUUUCUUCUUUGAAGUUUUCUUCACUUUCACUUUCACUAACUCAACUCAUCACUCAUUCAUUCCGAUCCCUUACACUUUCACGUUCUCCAUCAUAAUACACACUCAUGGCAUCAGAAAAAACCAACGGAGAACAAGAGAUGCCGAAGAAGAAGAAGAACAGAAACGAGGAGGUGAAGCUGCACGACCUUCUUAACGACGUCGUUUCCCCAAUUCUGUUCCCCGAACCCACUAACUCUGCGCCCCUGCUCCACCGAAUCAAGACCUCACUCUCCCGCAACGCUCCACUCAUCCCCCAAGCUUCUAGAAACACCGCACGUGACACCCUCCUCUGGACACGUGCCGGCUCUCCCCUCCGCCCCCUACUCCUCAUCUCCGUUGGGACAAUUACUAUUCUUGCUUUGACAGGACUACUUGUAUUUACGCUUUUCUUUCUCUUUGCGACUAUAAAUGUUGUCAUUGUCUCCCUUCUUAUAUCUUUGGCAGCAGCUGCAGGAUGCUUGGCUCUUUUCUUUGCUUGCGUGACGGCUAUAUAUAUUGCAGCAUUGUUAGUAGCAAUAUUUGCUAUUUCCACGGUUAUAUUUUGGACCAUUGUGGCUAUUGCAAUUACUACAGCAUGGAUUGGAUUCUUUUACAUGGUGUGGUUGGUAACUAGAAAGAGCCUCGGAUUUGCCAAACAAUCGUUGAGCGUGACCAGCUCGGCGAUUUCAACUUACUCUGCUGCUUGGGGUACUCGCAACUUAAAACACGACUGAGAUCAAGUGCUGAAUUCAUAGAGUAGACGAUGCAGACAAAUCAUAAGUUGCAUUUGCAUGUUAUGGAAUGAAUGGCACAAGAAUCUUCUUCAGUGGACUAGUUGUGGUUCAUGUCUAUUCUCUUAGUCACGGUUUCUUCCCCCUUUUUUUCUGCUUUGGAUGCCUAUAUUCAUGUUUUUUAUGUACUUGUGAAGUGGCAGUGAGUAGUUUUGAUAAAAGCUGUAGUUAUGUUUUGUAUUGGGUUUCCAAUUCUGUGUUGGAAUCUUUGUCAGCCUAUGUUGUUACUCGGUAUUGUACAACUUGUAGCAGACAUGAGAAAUUGCAACUUUUUUUUUUGGGUAAAUGUUGUAAUUUUAGAAUAAGCUUGUGUGAAUACGUAUGCGAUGUUGAUAGAAGCUACUCAUUACAUAGAGAUAAAAGUGAAAUUAAAAACAUCUU